ACCCUGGCCGCGGGGGCGGCGCGCUCGGUCCACGCGUCCGGGGCCCCGUGGGGCCGGGCCGGGAGUCGUUAUGAAUCGCUGCUGGGCGCUCUUCCUCUCUCUCUGCUGCUACCUGCGUCUGGUCAGCGCCGAGGGGGACCCCAUUCCAGAGGAGCUCUACGAGAUUCUGAGUGACCACUCUAUCCGGUCCUUCGAUGACCUUCAGCGCCUGCUGCAUGGAGACUCCGUAGAUGAAGAUGGGGCCGAGUUGGACCUGAACUUGACCCAGUCCCACUCUGGAGGCGAGCUGGAGAACUUACCUCGAGGGAGAAGGAGCCUAGUUCCCCCGACGGCCCCCCAGCUAGCUGUAAUUGCUGAGUGCAAGACACGCACUGAGGUGUUCCAGAUCAACCGGCGCCUCAUCGACCAAAGCAACGCCAACUUCUUGGUGUGGCCGCCCUGCGUGGAGGUGCAGCGCUGCUCCGGCUGCUGCAACAACCGCAAAGUGCAGUGCAGGCCCACCAAGGUGCAGCUGCGGCACGUGCAGGUGAGAAAGAUCCAGAUCGUGCGGAAGACGACGACCCUUACGAAGGUCACAGUGACCCUAGAGGACCACUUGGCCUGCCAGUGUGAGACAGUGGUGGCUGCACGCCCAGUCAAGGCUCCCCAAACUCGAGUGACUGUCAGGACAGUGAGAGUCCGCCGGCCCCCCAAGGGCAAACACCGGAAGUUCAAGCACACGCAUGACAAGAAGACGCUGAAGGAGACUCUCGGGACCUAGGGGCAUCUGCGGGAGAGUGCAGGCAGGGUUAUUUAAUAUGGUAUUUGCUGUAUUGCCCCCAUGGGGUCCUUGGAGUGAUAAUAUUGUUCCCCUCGUCCGUCUGUCUCGAUGCCUGAUUCGGACGGCCAAUGGUGCUCCCCCCCACCCCUCCACAAGACCGUCCACCCCUCCACCAGCGAGUCUCCCCUCCUCGGCCUCUUCCGGCAACUGACUUGGAAGCACAGGAAGGAAAGGAAGGACUCGGACUCCGUGACUGUUCUCGCCCCCAGCCCACACCUUGAGGAGGUGUUUGCAAGGUGGUUUGAGGGGGGAGGGCCUCCCCACUGCACUGUGGCUGCCCUGGGAACUCUGCGUAUGACCCAGAGUACUUCUGGACAUAGUGCCUCUGGUCCUUGGGUCCCGGCCAGGGCUCUUGGACUCCUGUGGCUGAGACCAGCGGGGGACAGACCGCAGAAGACCUGCCCCCUGCAGUGCCUGGGUCCUGGCUGUACUCCCUGCUCAUGGCUGCCCACAAUGCUCACUUCAUACAAAGGAGACCUUUCCAGCUGUGGACUGCAAGGCAGGUGUGGCCACAGUGCCCUUCCAGGAGGGUUAGACAUGAUACUUGCUCUGGAGAAGGAUCUAGACCAGGGAUGGGGAAACUUUGUCUUGUCUUGUUUUUUCUGUCAAGGGACACUUGGAUAUUUAUAGCAUCAUGCUCUGGCUACACAUAACUAUCAACUUAAAAAUUAGCACUUGACAUUGCUAUGAGAAAAAGCUCCAGACCGACUGAAUUUCUGGUCUUGCCUGCAGUUGCCAUGACAAGGCUGGACCAAGUGAUCUCUCGGGCUAGACCUUCCCCACCCCUGAUUUCGAUGGAGACGCAGACAUCCGCUCCCCCCCCCCAAUUCUUCACCUCCUGCUCCUCUGUUUCAUUUCUCUACCUCCACCCUAGGUCUUCCACUUGUCCUGGCCCUUCAGUCUGUCCUACUAAGGGGAACACCCCUCGUCCAGGCCCCGAAUAGCCCUAGUCAUUGCUCCAUAGAGCAGAAGAGCAAGGUUCCAGGGCAACAGGGACACAUACCCAACAUAUUCCUGUCCAGCCAAGAUGCCAUGGGAGAUUGCUCAGGCUGUGCAAGGACACCAUGUGCAGGGAUCGCCAUUCACACCGCAGACAUGGCUGGAUCUGUAUUAAUUAGGACAGCUUCCUGGUAGAUGGAGGAAAAGUGUCUGGAAGAAAAGGGAUCCUGUUCCUAACUCGGAACAUAGCCUUUCUGUGUGGACUUGCCUGGCCCCCACCCAGCCUGUGAAUUGGAGUGGUGGGACAGCAGUGAGGCAGGGUGCCCACUUGCCCUCUUCCUCCCAGGCCUCAGCUCAGUCUCCCAGGGAGGUGCGAAGAUACCCAGACAGGCUCCAAGGCAGCAGCAGGUAGUCCUUGCUCCUCCCCCAAACCCAGCACACUUCCUUCAGACCUUCUGAGUUCCACCUCUAUUGGCUUUUCCCAGAAAACCAGCUCCUGGGCUGGGAGGGGUGGUGGGAGAGAAGGGCCAGAUACCCCCCCUAGAACCGCCGGGGGUGGGGUCUGGGUCUGAACACGCAUCUCUGGUUCCCUGCUGUGCUGUCCCCCUCCUGCCCCUCCCACACCUGCUUCUUUCAGUUUGUAAAGUUGGUGAUUAUAUUUUUGGGGGCUUUCCUUUUAUUUUUUAAAUGUAAAAUUUAUUUAUAUUCCAUAUUUAAAGCUGUAAAAAAAAAACAAUAACCACAAAACCAAACCAUCA
Erinaceus europaeus (western European hedgehog) is the source of this 2517-nucleotide messenger RNA. RefSeq names its product platelet derived growth factor subunit B (gene PDGFB). Gene Ontology annotation, biological process: positive regulation of ERK1 and ERK2 cascade; positive regulation of cell migration; positive regulation of protein autophosphorylation. Gene Ontology annotation, molecular function: platelet-derived growth factor receptor binding; growth factor activity. The record is from RefSeq and is a predicted model, not a curated record. The transcript is spliced from 7 exons. NCBI's taxonomy places the organism in Eukaryota, Metazoa, Chordata, Mammalia, Eulipotyphla, Erinaceidae. Gene Ontology annotation, cellular component: membrane. Bases 71 to 760 code for a protein of 229 amino acids.